CUCAGCGCGGGGGAGAGAGAGAGGCGCUGUCUCUUUAAGAGGAUGCCAAAGCCGAUUACAUCUGAUCUCAACAGUGAUUCUCUCUCACCGUCUGUCCACUACUAUUGCUUAUUUUGCUAUACUGCAUGAGCUAAACGCGUUGACAGACAGUGUUGCUCGUCGGGGUUAAAACUUUUCUUCAGGCCAGAAUGGAUUGGGCUCCGACCUCGUUUGGAUGAGUCGCGUAUGAGCAGUGCGCUUCAGCUCGGCAACUUUCCCGUGCGCAUUUCUCCAAACAUCCUAGGUGGAAAGUUAAAAUCACGUGGGAUAUGGUGACAAACAAGUGAAUACAUAUUAAACCAAGACGGAAAAUGCAGAAGAGUGUUCGGUACAAUGAGGGACACGCUCUGUAUCUCUCCGUUAUCGCGCGUAAAGAGGGCACCAAGCGAGGUUAUCUCAGCAAGAAGACCACAGAAAACAGCAAAUGGCAUGAGAAGUUUUUCGCACUGUAUCAGAAUGUUUUGUUUUACUUCGACACCGACCAGAGUGCUCGACCAUCAGGGAUUUACCUCCUGGAAGGAUGCACAUGCGAACGAGUCCCUGCGCUCAAGGUGUCCACCGCUGGCAAAGAUACACUUGACAAGCUGCAUUAUUUCCUCGUCGUCUUCGGCCAUGAUGGACAGAAGCCUCUGGAACUGCGGACAGAGGAGGAGUCAGACUGUGACGAAUGGGUGGAGGCCAUCCAGCAGGCCAGCUACUCUGACAUCAUCAUCGAGCGUGAGGUUCUUAUGCAGAAGUACAUCCACCUGGUGCAGAUUGUGGAGACCGAGAAGGUGGCAGCCAAUCAGCUCCGCACACAACUGGAAGACCAAGACACGGAGAUUGAGAGGCUUAAAGCUGAGAUUAUAGCCUUGAACAAAACUAAGGAAAGAAUGCGUCCGUACCACGUAUACCAGGAAGAGGAGGAUCCUGAUAUAAAAAAAAUCAAAAAGGUCCAGAGCUUCAUGCGAGGGUGGCUGUGUAGAAGGAAAUGGAAGAUUAUUGUGCAGGACUACAUCUGUUCUCCUCAUGCUGAGAGCAUGAGGAAGAGGAACCAGAUCGUCUUCAACAUGGUGGAGGCUGAGACAGAGUACGUCCAUCAGCUUUCCAUCCUGGUCAACUGCUUCCUGAGGCCGCUCAGAAUGGCUGCCAGCUCCAAGAAACCUCCCAUAAGCCACGAUGAUGUCAGUAGCAUCUUCCUAAACAGUGAGACAAUCAUGUUUCUACAUGAAAUAUUCCAUCAGGGAUUGAAGGCGAGGAUAGCAAACUGGCCUACACUGGUUCUAGCGGAUCUCUUUGAUAUCCUGCUGCCAAUGCUGAACAUCUAUCAGGAGUUUGUGAGGAACCACCAGUACAGUCUUCAGGUUCUGGCCAACUGUAAGCAGAACCGGGACUUUGACAAACUCCUCAAGCAGUACGAAUCAAACGCGGCGUGUGAGGGGAGGAUGCUGGAAACGUUCCUCACGUACCCCAUGUUUCAGAUCCCUCGUUAUAUCAUUACUCUCCAUGAGCUGCUGGCUCAUACACCUCAUGAGCAUGUAGAAAGGAAAAGUCUAGAGUUUGCCAAGUCCAAAUUGGAGGAACUGUCCAGGGUGAUGCACGAUGAAGUGAGUGACACAGAAAACAUCCGUAAGAACCUGGCUAUUGAACGCAUGAUCGUGGAGGGCUGUGACAUCCUCCUUGACACCAGCCAGACGUUUGUGAGACAAGGCUCUUUGAUCCAGUUGCCCUCAGUGGAGAGAGGGAAGCUCAGUAAGGUGCGACUAGGCUCUCUCUCGCUCAAAAAGGAAGGAGAGAGACAGUGCUUCCUCUUCACCAAGCACUUCCUUAUCUGCACGCGCAGCUCGGGAGGCAAGCUUCACCUGCUCAAACAAGGUGGUGUGCUGUCCCUGAUUGAGUGCACUCUCAUCGAGGAGCCUGACGCCAGUGACGAAGAUGCCAAGAAUUCAGGGCAGGUGUUUGGCCACCUGGACUUUAAGAUUGUGGUAGAGCCCUCAGAUUCUCCUGCCUUCACUGUGGUGCUGCUGGCACCGUCCCGUCAGGAGAAAGCGGCCUGGACCAGCGACAUCAGCCAGUGCAUUGAUAACAUCCGCUGUAACGGCCUGAUGACCAGCGUGUUUGAGGAGAACUCAAAAGUCACAGUGCCACAUAUGAUCAAAUCCGAUGCGCGUCUCCAUAAAGAUGAUGUUGACAUUUGCUUCAGUAAGACGCUCAACUCCUGCAAGGUUCCCCAGAUCCGCUACGCCAGCGUGGAGAGACUGCUGGAGAGGCUGACUGACCUGCGCUUCCUCUCCAUUGACUUCCUGAACACGUUCCUGCACACCUAUCGGAUCUUCACCACCGCCACCGUGGUCAUGGAGAAACUGGCUGACAUCUACAAGAAGCCUUUUACAUCCAUACCAGUCAGGGUCCAGUAUCACUCAUUUGACCGCUUGUCCAUUACAUCCAUCUGCCCAGACUACAGCCUGAAGAUCAGGAAGAUAGCGAUGGAUCAGUCAAAAUCCCUGGAGCUUUUCUUCGCCACCAAUCAGAACAACCGCAGCGGGGACCACGUAAAUGACAAAUCCCCCAGACUGUGUCGCAAGUUCUCAUCUCCUCCACCUCUUUCCAUUCCUUCCCGUACUUCCUCUCCGGUUCGCACCAGGAAACUUUCUCUUAAUUCCCCUAUUGGCUCAAAAGUAGGCAUCUUGGAUCUGUCCACAACCUCCUCGUCGGCAGCCAGCAGUCCAACCUCUGCCAACCCUACCAUCUCACCCCCACCGUCCAACAACAACAACAAGCCCCCUUUGGAUCUUAGUCGUGGACAAAGUCCAUCCUCCCCCGAGCAGAGCCCUGGAGCUCCGGAUGAUAAUGCAGAGGUGCCACGAAUCGACGCCCUCUGUGGUAAACUGCGCCGCAGCAUCAGGAGAGCUGUGCUGGAGUCAGUGUCUUUGGACAAAUUUAUUCCAGAGUCGCCACAAGGCAGUGAACCAGGAGAAAUCUCUCCCUGCCGCUCACCCUCCACUCCACGCCACCUCCGCUACAGACAGUCAGGAGUCCAGUCAGCUGAGAACUCGCGCUGCUCUGUUUCUCCAGCCUCUGCGUUUGCUAUUGCCACAGCAGCAGCUGGACACAGCAGCCCUCCAGUUUUUAAUAAUUCUGAGCGGACUUGUGACAAGGAGUUCAUUAUACGUCGUGCGGCUACCAACAGAGUCCUGAAUGUCCUGCGCCAUUGGGUCUCCAAACACUCUCAGGACUUUGAAAUGAAUGGAGAGCUGAAGAUGGGUGUGAUCUGCCUGCUAGAGGAGGUAUUGAGAGACCCUGACCUUCUUCCCCAGGAGAGAAAAGCCACAGCAAACAUUCUAAGUGCCCUUUCUCAAGAUGACCAAGACGAUGCACAGCUGAAGAUUGAAGACAUUCUUCAGAUGGCUGAAUGCCCAAAGACCGAGUGUUUCGAAUCUCUGUCAGCCAUGGAGCUAGCUGAACAAAUCACUCUUCUCGAUCACAUCGUCUUCAGGAGCAUUCCCUACGAGGAGUUCCUGGGCCAAGGAUGGAUGAAGACAGACAAGACAGAGAGAACUCCAUACAUCAUGAAGACAAGUCAGCAUUUUAAUGAUAUGAGCAACCUUGUGGCCUCUCAGAUCAUGAGCCACACAGAUGUAGGCUCUAGAGCCAGCUCUAUUGAAAAAUGGGUAGCGGUGGCUGAUAUUUGCCGCUGUCUCAACAAUUAUAAUGGUGUCUUGGAGAUCACAUCUGCCCUGAACCGGAGCGCCAUCUACAGGCUAAAGAAGACAUGGGCUAAAGUUUGCAAACAGACUAAAGCACUAAUGGACAAACUUCAAAAGACUGUGUCUUCUGAGGGAAGGUUUAAAAACCUGAGGGAAACUCUAAAAAACUGUAAUCCACCUUGCGUUCCAUAUCUGGGUAUGUACUUGACAGACCUCGCGUUUAUCGAAGAGGGAACCCCAAACUUCACAGAGGAAGGUCUGGUUAACUUCUCAAAGAUGAGAAUGAUAUCUCAUAUCAUACGAGAGAUUCGACAGUUCCAGCAAACUCCCUACAGAAUUGAGCACCAACCAAAGGUCACACAGUAUCUUUUGGAUAAGACCUUGAUUAUGGAUGAAGACACACUGUAUGACUUGUCUCUCAAGAUUGAACCCAGGCUUCCUGCAUGAACUACAACCUCAGUACCUGGCAGCUUCCAUCUAGAUGUGCUUCUCACUCUUGGGAUGUUUUGUAGGCAUGAAGCAUGCCUAGUGUUUGAGAAAGAGGGACGUGAAGAGGGAGGGAAAAUGUCCAUUUGAAAAUAUGAAAAGGUAGAGGGUCCAGGUUUGGGGGAGAGUAUUAAACAGUGCUCACCACCACAAAGUCCCCUGAAAGGUGACUUUUAUCAUGGAAAAGAAGGAAAUAUGGAUGAAAACUGGCCACUGUCAGAGGUCAGGGGUCAUGAGUUUCAGGGUCUAGCAGAUGGAUUCAGUCUAAAUUGUGAAGAGAGUGGGUGAAGAUAUGUAGCAUGUACAGAAGUAGAGCUAUUAGCCAGAUCUUAUGUAGUGUAUUGUGGCCCCCCUGCGGGCCUGUGGCCCCUGGCACAUCCCCUCAUUGGUAAUGGUAGUGACUUUGUGCAUGAACUAGACUGUGGGUUUGCUGUGUGCUUUGCCUCAACUUUACACUCCAUCUGCCAACAGCUGGCCACACUGAACCAAAAUGCCACAUGAAAAUUUUAAAAGAUGCAUCAGACUUCUAAGUAACGAGAAUGUAUAGUAGCUUUCUAAAAUAGUAACCAGUCGUAGAUUAUAUAGAUAUUUCGUAAUUGCCCUGAAGCUAUGUGAGCUCUUUAAAAAUCAGUUGCUUAUUGUGCCUUCUCAUAUUCACAGACACUUGUAAAUGAAAACCAAUGUCUCAGCAAUGCUUGAAAGUUAGGAUAUUAGCAUAUUAUUGGCCUGUGUAGCAAAGUGUUGACAGAACGGAGAUACUCAGACUAUUCAAACCAAUAAAUACAGGCAUAAAAUAGCAUUUUUCUGCUCAAGUUCAGUGUAAAGGCCUGUUCAUGAUAAUGACAUAGUUUUAAAAAUCAUUCUAAAUUUAAUAGUCAAGCAGAAUCCACAUCACAACCAUAGAGUGUUUUCACGACGCGUCAUCAAUCGGCCAUAUUGGUGGCACUGAAUGUAAACAAUGCCACUGAACAGAACAAAAUUUCCAUAUUUUGCUAAUUACUGCUGCUGAAAUGGUCAAUUACUGUCAUGUUUUGGGCUGUACUAAUCGGUCGGACCAGGAAAAACAUUUGGAGUACUAUAAACUGCCAAAAGUUAUAAAAAAAAUCAAGGAGAAGAGUUCAAAAAACUGUCUGAGGAACAAAAUGUGUUUGUGGUUGGCCAAACUGAACCAGGAUUUCCAGGCCAAGGAUCUUGACAACAUUCGUGUUGUUCUUAUUAUUUCCAGUCAGUUAAGAUAAAUAUCUUAAUUAAUACUUCUCGUAUGUAUCUUUAUCUCCUAUUAACUUUAGUUUGUCAAAAUAUUGCACCCUUUCCUGCUUAGUAAGUCCUUCUCUAUAUUAUUUGGCAGCUUCCACAAAUUUUUUUCCAUGGUUUAGACAGCGUAAA
Messenger RNA from Labeo rohita (rohu), 5597 nucleotides. It is a transcript of the gene rasgrf2b, whose product is annotated as Ras protein-specific guanine nucleotide-releasing factor 2b. Gene Ontology annotation, biological process: Ras protein signal transduction; positive regulation of GTPase activity. The record is from RefSeq and is a predicted model, not a curated record. The transcript is spliced from 28 exons. The coding region runs from base 351 to 4172 and encodes 1273 amino acids. Gene Ontology annotation, cellular component: plasma membrane. Gene Ontology annotation, molecular function: guanyl-nucleotide exchange factor activity; protein binding. NCBI's taxonomy places the organism in Eukaryota, Metazoa, Chordata, Actinopteri, Cypriniformes, Cyprinidae.